This is a messenger RNA of Pelobates cultripes (western spadefoot toad), 176 nucleotides long. NCBI's taxonomy places the organism in Eukaryota, Metazoa, Chordata, Amphibia, Anura, Pelobatidae. The record is from the annotation of a GenBank genome assembly.
AUCCUGCUGCAGGAGUUGCAACUGCCACCCGGUGAAUGUAAUAUGGCCGAAUCUGUUAGCCUUCUAUUCUGGAGCACCCAGUGUGCCCGUGAUAACUCGGCUACCCCCCUGACUAUGCCAGGAUCAUCAGCAGGCAGACAGGACCUCUGGUGCUUCCAAGUUGGAAGUUGUAGGCU